CAUGUUUGCAUGUUUAAGUGUACUAUACAGAGUUGGCCUAAAUGAAAAGCAACAAAAAAUUUACGAAGCUGUGGCUCUUUACUGCAAUCGAUAUGCUGAUCUCAUUCCAGUUGCUUUUGUUCUUGGUUUUUAUGUAUCAAUUGUCGUUAGUAGAUGGUGGAAGCAAUUUUUAGUUCUUCCUUGGCCAGACAGAAUGGCUAUGUUUGUUAUGUCAAGCAUUCAAGCCAAUACAGAAAGAGCAAGAAUGAUGAGGCGAGGAAUAAUGCGUUAUAUGUGCCUAAGUUACACCUUAACUCUGGCCAGUAUGAGCUCUGCAGUUAAAAAGAGAUUUCCCUCGUUAUCGCACAUUGAAAAAGCAGGCAUCAUGACGGAAAAUGAACAAGAGAUAAUACAUCAUUUAAAAACCCAACACAAUAAGUAUUUUGUGCCUCUUGUUUGGACAACAUCGCUGUUAACUAGAGCUAGACGGGAAGGUUUAAUAAAAGACGAUUUUGCUUUAAAGACAUUAAUAGAUGAAGUUAAUGAUUUUAGAGGCCGUUUAGGUAUGUUAUUAAGUUUUGAUUGGGUUUCUGUACCACUUGUUUACACUCAGGUUGUUACUCUCGCUGUAUAUGUAUUUUUUAUCGGAUGUUUGAUGGGAAGGCAGUUUAUUGUGGAUAAGGUUGAAGGAAAGAUAGAAAUAGACCCUUAUAUUCCUUAUUUUACUUUUAUGCAAUUUUUUUUCUAUAUGGGAUGGCUUAAGGUUGCCGAAUCUCUUGUUAAUCCUUUCGGGGAAGAUGACGAUGAUUUUGAUAUUAAUUCGUUAAUUGAUAGAAAUCUUCAAGUGUCUUAUUUAAUGGUUGACGAAAUGCAUGCUGAGCAUCCUGAAUUGAUAAGAGAUGCCUACUGGGAUACUGUUGAUUUCAACUUGCCUUAUGCCGCUGGUUCAAAACAAGUUGAUCCUUUCGUUGGUUCGACCUUAAAUCUGCAUAUUCCACAUCAAAGACCUGAUUUCCCUGAAGUUGUUGGUACUAUUGAAGAAGCCGACGAAGAAAUGGGUUUUAUCGGACCGAGAAAUAUCCCCAAGAGUCAUCAUCGAUUAAGGAAUAUAUCAAUGAAAUCUCACAGCCCAUCAUUCAAAUUUCAAUUCCGGAAUCGUCAGACGUCUAGAGAAACAGCGAAAUCAAACCUAAAGCAUGUACCGGGUACCGUUUACAGUAGUAUAGCAUCAUUUCCAAGUCGGAAUGAAAAUCUUCCCGAGCAAGGUGUUUUUGACAUGGAAGUUCGAUCAACUUCGGAUGUUAGCGUCAGUGCUAAAGAUAAACUAAGCGAGCAACACAAAUUAACAACAGUCAGCGAGAAAGAAUCUCUAAUCAAAGAUAGCAGUGAAAAGAGUACAGAGCACAAGUCAAGUAGUGAAACACUCAAGGACAUUGAUGAUCUCAGCGACACGAAAGUAGGGUCAUUCGUUAAAUUCGGUACAGGACCAGAAGAUAUUAAAGGGAAUUUGAUAAACCUAGACAAUCCAAAAGUCACCUAUUCUGCGAGCCUACCUCAAGUAAUUCGUGUAAAGAAUCCGUCAGGAACAGUAAAACCUAGCUUUAAAGACAACGAUUUGGAACCAUUAGAACUUACUGAACCAAAGGAAAUUCCAUCAACUUCCAGCAAGGAAAAAUCAUGGUUAAGCCAUAACCUGAAAAGUUUAAAAAACUAA
Molecule: messenger RNA, 1693 nt
Organism: Dimorphilus gyrociliatus
Lineage: Eukaryota; Metazoa; Annelida; Polychaeta; Dinophilidae
Source: the annotation of a GenBank genome assembly